Molecule: messenger RNA, 472 nt
Organism: Drosophila ananassae
Lineage: Eukaryota; Metazoa; Arthropoda; Insecta; Diptera; Drosophilidae
Product: period circadian protein-like
Exons: 1
Coding region: 78-374 (98 amino acids)
Source: RefSeq, a predicted model, not a curated record
CUUUACACUAUCGGGUGAGGACUAUAAAUGGAAGGGAAUUAAGUACCACUGGCCAGUAAUAAUUUGCCAGACGCAAAAUGAAGGCCUAUUUGGUACUAACAUUGGCUCUUGUGGCCAUUUACAUGGCUCCCACUGUCUCCUCCGAAACGGGUGGCACCACCGGAACCGCAGCAACAGGUACUGGAACAACUGGAACCGGUACAGGAACUGGUACUGAGACAACAACAACAACUGAAACCACAACGACAACAACCACCACAACAUCAGCACCUGAGACCCACAGAGCUGAGCACCACCGAAGGCGCCGCAUCAUCAGGCGCCGAAUUAUCCACAGACGUGCUGCUGCCGGAAGGAGGCGUGAAAGGCGCUAUUAAAUCCUUUAUUUAAAUUUAAAUAAUCUCAGAUUAUUAAUCUGAUUCUCAGAACCUGAAUCUGAAUCAUCAGCCUAAAUAAAAUGAAUUUGAAAAUUAAA